CCAGUGCGCACGCGCGGCUGCGGCCCCGCCCCCGUUCCCCCGGCGCUCAGAGCCCGAGUCCGCGGGAAGAUGGCGGCGCCGCUCAUUCCACUCUCCCAGCAGAUUCCCACUGGAAAUUCGUUGUAUGAAUCUUAUUACAAGCAGGUGGAUCCGGCAUACACAGGGAGGGUGGGGGCGAGCGAAGCUGCGCUUUUUCUAAAGAAGUCUGGCCUCUCGGACAUUGUCCUUGGGAAGAUAUGGGACUUGGCCGACCCAGAAGGUAAAGGGUUCUUGGACAAACAGGGUUUCUAUGUUGCACUGAGACUGGUGGCCUGUGCACAGAGUGGCCAUGAAGUUACCUUGAGCAAUCUGAAUUUGAGCAUGCCACCGCCUAAAUUUCACGACACCAGCAGCCCUCUGAUGGUCACACCACCCUCUGCAGAGGCCCACUGGGCUGUGAGGGUGGAAGAAAAGGCCAAAUUUGAUGGGAUUUUUGAAAGCCUCUUGCCCAUCAAUGGUUUGCUCUCUGGAGACAAAGUCAAGCCAGUCCUCAUGAACUCAAAGCUGCCUCUUGAUGUCCUGGGCAGGGUCUGGGACCUCAGUGACAUUGACAAGGAUGGGCACUUGGACCGAGACGAGUUCGCUGUGGCCAUGCACUUGGUGUACCGAGCCCUGGAGAAGGAGCCUGUGCCCUCUGCCCUGCCCCCGUCCCUCAUCCCACCCUCCAAGAGAAAGAAGACUGUGUUCCCUGGCGCCGUCCCCGUCCUGCCUGCCAGCCCCCCACCAAAAGACAGUCUCCGCUCCACGCCGUCCCAUGGCAGCGUCAGCAGCCUCAACAGCACAGGGAGCCUGUCCCCCAAGCACAGCCUCAAGCAAACACAGCCAACAGUGAACUGGGUGGUGCCUGUGGCAGACAAGAUGCGAUUUGAUGAGAUAUUCCUGAAGACCGACCUGGACCUGGACGGCUACGUGAGUGGCCAGGAGGUGAAGGAGAUCUUCAUGCACUCAGGCCUCACCCAGAACCUUCUAGCACACAUAUGGGCCCUGGCCGAUACGAGGCAAACGGGGAAGUUAAGCAAAGACCAAUUCGCGUUAGCUAUGUAUUUCAUUCAGCAGAAGGUCAGUAAAGGCAUCGACCCCCCUCAAGUCCUCUCGCCGGACAUGGUCCCACCUUCGGAGAGAGGCACGCCCGGCCCGGACAGUUCAGGCUCUCUCGGCUCCGGGGAGUUUACUGGCGUGAAGGAGCUUGAUGACAUCAGUCAAGAGAUCGCCCAGUUACAAAGAGAGAAAUAUUCACUGGAACAAGACAUUCGAGAAAAGGAAGAGGCAAUCAGACAGAAAACCAGCGAGGUGCAGGAAUUACAAAAUGACCUAGACCGGGAAACAAGCAGUUUGCAGGAGCUCGAGGCUCAGAAACAGGAUGCUCAAGACCGCCUGGAUGAGAUGGACCAGCAGAAGGCCAAGCUCCGAGACAUGCUGAGCGAUGUCCGGCAGAAGUGCCAGGAUGAGACUCAGAUGAUCUCAUCAUUGAAAACGCAAAUCCAAUCUCAGGAAUCUGACUUAAAAUCCCAGGAAGAUGAUCUGAACCGAGCCAAGUCGGAACUGAACCGAUUGCAGCAGGAGGAAACCCAGCUGGAGCAGAGCAUUCAGGCUGGACGGGUCCAGCUGGAAACCAUCAUCAAGUCCUUGAAGUCAACGCAAGACGAAAUCAACCAGGCAAGGAGCAAACUUUCCCAGCUGCAUGAAAGUCGCCAGGAGGCCCACAGGAGCCUGGAGCAGUAUGACCAGGUGCUUGAUGGAGCCCAUGGUGCCAGCCUGACCGACCUGGCCAACCUGAGCGAAGGCGUCUCCCUGGCAGAGAGGGGCGGUUUUGGAGCCAUGGAUGAUCCUUUCAAAAAUAAAGCCUUGUUAUUUAGCAACAACACGCAAGAGUUGCAUCCGGAUCCUUUCCAGACAGAAGACCCCUUCAAAUCUGACCCAUUUAAAGGAGCUGACCCCUUCAAAGAGAGCCAAGGCAUCGAGACGGUGGGAAGCGUUCCAAGCUCACCACAAGACCCACAUUUGAAGGCAGCUUGGCCAGGCCUCUUCAAUUCUUCAGUACUUCAGUUUCCUAAUCCCUCAGCAGGCGACCCGUUCCAGAAUGACCCCUUUGCAGAACAGCAGACAACUUCAACAGAUCCAUUUGGAGGGGACCCUUUCAAAGAAAGUGACCCAUUCCGUGGCUCUGCCACUGACGACUUCUUCAAGAAACAGACAAAGAAUGACCCAUUUACCUCGGACCCAUUCACAAAAAACCCUUCCUUACCUUCGAAGCUCGACCCCUUUGAAUCCAGUGAUCCCUUUUCAUCCUCCAGUGUCUCCUCAAAAGGAUCAGAUCCCUUUGGAACCUUAGAUCCCUUCGGAAGUGGGUCCUUCAAUAGUGCUGAAGGCUUUGCCGACUUCAGCCAGAUGUCCAAGGUAAAAGUACACCUGUAAGCCAGCUUGGUUCCGCAGACUUUCCCGAGGCCCCCGAUCCAUUCCAGCCACUCGGGGCUGACAGCGGCGACCCGUUCCAAAGUAAAAAGGGGUUUGGGGACCCGUUUAGUGGAAAAGACCCAUUUGUCCCCUCCUCUGCAGCUAAACCUUCUAAGGCCUCUGCCUCGGGCUUUGCAGACUUCACCUCUGUAAGUUGAGUCCUCCGCCUCCGGGCCACCCUCCUCCCUUCCAUUUGCAGCUUCCCUGGGAUUUUUGUCUCCUUUUAAAGGCAAACCUUCCAGCUUCUUUAGCCUCUUGGUACCUCACACUCUCUGUCCCUCGCGUUAUUUAUUCUACACUGCCACUUCUGUAAGAAAAACAGUUUCUCAAUAAAAAAAAAAAGAGCCGCGAUUUGGAUGCUCUAUCAUAAGGGCACGUUUUCUUCCAGCAGGGAGGCGGGACCUAUCUGUCCUUCACGGUAGAUUCUUUGUAUUCUUUGUAUUAUUUCUGUCGCACUGAGGCUGUUGUGUUCACUGGUUUUUGGAAGCGAAGAUGUCAAACACUUCCGAAGUACGAAAAGAAGAUUGCAAAAGUUACAUUAGAGUUCUGCUGUCCCCCAAAAGCCCUUUCUUUGUGCACAAGUUCUCACAGUCCCGCCCCAUGCAUUUUGUGCCACAAGUACAAAUUGAAGGACUUUAGGCAGAUUGCAGCAGGGAAGAGCAAUUUGAAGUUUUUUUUUUAAAGCUUUUAAAUUUCAGUUACCAGCUCCAAUGAAAAAAGAAAUCCAGUCUAGAACAGCCACUCUGAAAGCCAAAACAAAAAGAGCUCAAAAAAGCUGUUGAGCAAAGUUAAGUGCCUUUUCAGAAGCACAUCCCGGGAUUUUGAAAGCCUGGCUUUGUUUUUCUCUGUGUGAAAAAAUAUUCAAGAUUGUAACAUGCCGUCGCUUCAAGGAGUUUUUAGUAGCUUCCUUGAUACGUGAAAAUCUUGUUCUCUGAAAGCUUCAGGUGUUGUCUUCCCAGAAUUGGUUUCACUGUAUGUGACGCACUCGCUUUCUUCCUUUGGGCUUGUUAGUUCCUUCAUCAUUAGGUGUGAGACGUGUUAUUUAUAGACGCUUCGACUCCUGGGAUGGCUCUUUGAACACAAGCCCUGCCAUGUCAAUGCACAGAAAGCACCCGAUUUGUUUCUGGGCCGUCUUGAUGAUCUCUACCGUGCACAGCUAUCCUAUGGCUUAUUUAUCAAUUUAUUUAUUGUAGUGACAAGGUCUCGCUGUGUUGCCCAGGCUGGUCUGCAUUGGCGCGAUCAGAGCUCACUUGUAACCUCGAAUUCCUGGGCUCAAGCGAUCCUCCUGUCUUGGCCUCCUGAGUAGCUGGGACGACAGGCGUGCAACACCACGCAAGGCUAAUUUUUAAUUUUUUUUUGUAGAGAUAGGGUCUUGCUGUGUUGCCUGGGCUGGUCUGGAACUCCUGGCCUCAAGCAAUCCUCCCACCUUGAAGUACUGGGGUUACACGUGACUGGCCCGUGUGGCUUAUUUAAAUCGCCCAAGACCCCGACCUGUUUCUGGCUCUUGGUGACCUAUAAAUAUUUUACAACUGCAGUGAGUUUGAUUUUGUUGACCCUAGAUGUGCACUGGGGGUCUAUACAAAAUGGUGACAUUGUUAAUAAAAGCCAGAAACAAAACCUGCUUUAUCUAGAGUUUCUUGAAUAGCCCUUCAUUUAUUUUCUGGUGGAAAAAUAUUAAAUGCUGAUUUAAAAAAAAAAAAAACAGAACUCUUCACACAUGACUCAGGUACUCUGUCUUGGGUAGGGAAGAGUUAGGUAAGUGGGGUGAACGGCAGCUUGAAGAAAUGACUGUUCUCUUUCUGAAAGUCAUAGUUCUAUUUCCUGUGACCCCAACCCCCAAAGAGCUCGUUUUUUCGAAAAAGCAUAAAAAAAAAAAAAACAAAACACCCAAGGUUUCAAGGUAUCAUUUGGCUUAGCAUUUCUGGUAGUUCCAGAACAAUUGUUAACUUCAGUUUUAAAAUAGUGCCAGCCAUUUUAUCACCUUCAUCUCCUGGUGGGAAAGCAAAUUCCACCCAGGCCUGGGUGCAGCCCUGCUGUUUUCUGUUUGUUUGUUUUUUUUCCCUAAUUUUUUGGUUUUUAUAUUUUCAGAGCUGAGUCUUGCUCUGUUGCCCAGGCUGGGUGCAGUGGUGCAGUCACAGCUUCACUGCAGCCUUGACCUCCUGGGCUCAAGCAAUUGUCCUGCCUCAGCCUCCCAUGUAGCUGGGACCUCAGGUGUGCACCACCACAUCUGGCUAAUUUUAAAAUGUUUUAAUAGAGACAAGGUCUCACUUUACUUGUCUCUGGUCUUUGAACCCAGUCUGGUCUUUGAACUCUGGGCUCAAAUGAUCCUCCUGCUUCAGGCUCCCAAAGUGUUGGGAUUACAGGCAUGAGCCCCUGCGCCUGACCUGUUUUCUGUUUAAAAUCACUUUUCCCACUGCAAAUACCCCGGUUUUUUCCAGAGGAAAUUAUCAGAUAAUGUACUUCAGCCACUCUGAAGGGAUGGUGUGAGUGAAAACAGGACCCUUAAUUGUUUUUGUUUGUCCCUUUGGGUCGUAUCAUUGUCUAAAAUCAUCCAUAACCAGCUCUCCUCUGGGGACUCCAGAUGACGUCUCUCCAUGUUCACAGCAUUCGGGGGCUCAGCCGAUCGGCUGGUGGUUUCUAGGUUCACUGGAUCUUGACUAUUUGUGCUAACUUAGAAGAGGGCACAGCUGCUUCCUCUGGUUUGAAUGAUUCCACUUCCCUGAGCAAAUGCCAAGAGGGCUGUCGGGCUGUCUGACUGCCCGGCAGAUGGGCAGCGUGACUCUUCUCAGCGUGGACGUUCUGAGACUGCUGUUCAGGGCACAGUUUUACCUGUGCAGGAGCAGCCCAGUCCACGCUGGCAGUCAGGGGGGCCCAGGUCACCCGCACCUCACUUGUGGAGGUGGUGCCCCGGCUGUGCCUCUCCAGAACCCUCUAAUUUACAAGCCCCAAAUUUCCAUCAAUGGGUUAUUUGUGUGUGUGGCUGUUCCCGGGAAACCUCUUCCUCUCUGGUAUUUCUUUAAAAGCAGGCCUUUCUGUCUCAGGCAAAUGUGUGUAUUAGGAAGUGGCAUUUCUAGGUUAGCAGAACGGUUCUUUUGGAAGUUCGCAUUAAGAGCAGUGCAAAUACCAGAUCAGGUAGGCCGUGCUUUGAAUUAUUGAAGGAGUUGGAUGCAAUUUCAAUGUCAGAGUAAGUGAAUGAAUGGGAAGUGGCUAGGUGUGUCCUGCACAUGGUGGGGUGGAAGUGCCAUCAGAUGCCUUGGAGUGCCAGUGUCCUUUCCUAGUGAGGACAGGUGCCGGGCGCCUCCCGGGGCCAUCCCAUGGCCCAACAUGCCGAGCUGUCUGAACUGCGGAUUUCCAAGAGGCUGCUGAAAUGAACCACUUAUUUGCUUUUGAAAAUGAGGCCGGGCGCGGUGGCUCACGCUUGUAAUCCCAGCACUUUGGGAGGCCGAGGCGGGCGGAUCACGAGGUCAGGAGAUCGAGACCACGGUGAAACCCCGUCUCUACUAAAAAAUACAAAAAAUUAGCCGGGCGCGGUGGCGGGCGCCUGUAGUCCCAGCUACUCGGAGGCUGAGGCAGGAGAAUGGCGUGAACCCGGGAGGCGGAGCUUGCAGUGAGCGGAGAUUGCGCCACUGCACUCCAGCCCGGGCGACAGAGCGAGACUCUGUCUCAAAAAAAAAAAAAAAAAAAAAAAAAAAAAAAAAAAAAGAAAAUGAACCGCAUCCUGAGUGGGCAGGCCUCGGCGAGGAUGGUGUCCCGCCCCUAUGGUGUCUUGGUUCCAUGGUAAUGCCAGAGAGAAGCAGAAAUCAGAGCCAGUGUGUUUCCCAGCCACUAUUGGUUUUGCAUCGGCCACACCCACAGGCAUCCAGAUUCUGGCCUGUGUGACCCACCCAGAUACGAGAACUAGAAGGUGGCGCCCUCCAGGGCUAAGACAGCAGACACAGAGGGAGCUGCGGAGUCCCCUUUCAGGAGAGCUCUCCCAGGCCUCACAGCGCAGCGUGCCUCCUAAGUGCAUGCAGACCUCACCAAUGCAAGUCUCCGUAGUGGAUUCAUGAGCUGACCUUGAACCAGUCGACUCUGAAGGCACUGGGAACUUUCCUACUGACAGCUUUCAUUUGGAAACACAGACCCCCUCAAGGGAAGGCGCUUCAGUGACACUCUGUGACACGGGGGCUCAGCGGGGCCAGAGAAGGCCAGGGGACUGUGGUUCAGAUCCAGCCGGCCGGUUACUUGGCCAUUCCAGGCUUUGAUUUGGAUCGGGGCGAACAUUACCAUCAGCUCCCACCCACCCUGUCCUCAAGGCUGGUGGAGGGUGAGGUCCCUGUCAGCCGCGCUGUCUCCCUCCCGCUGUUGUCAGCAGCACCAUGGAAUAAUUUCCACCCACACUUGUUGUUUUUUCCUUGUUUUUCUCCCCAUGAGGUGUUGGAAAAUUCCCCAAACUGGGGCGGGGGGACGCUUAUCUGUGCCCGUGGCAGUGACACAAUGGCGGGGAGGGAGUCCGACGUGGAGACUCAUCAGACCCCCCAAGUGUUUAGCUGGGCAGUGCCUCUUUAAGAAGUCAAGACUCAGCCCUUCCUCCCAGUGACAUCUUUUCUUGAUACUGACACUCUGCCUGUCCCCCAUCUGGGUCCUGAGGCCAGCUAGAGGGAGGCCUCCAGGGCUCCGCAUCCCCCUCACUGCCACAUCUACCAUCCAACCAGGUUCCUUGCAUGUACCGGCUCCUGCACCUGGCCCAGUCCCGCCAGCCCUGCCAUCUGGCCCUCGUCUCUCCUGCUUCCCGCUCAUGCCACCAUCAAGCCGUGAAAUACCAGACGCUGCCAACCUGAUCCCCAAACUCGCUUGCCCACGGAGCCUCCACGGGGAAAUUCCAGCUCCUUUCUGGGGCCUACGAGCCCCUCCUCAGUCUGGCUUAUCCCACCCCACGCUUUGUCCUGGUGACCCCAAGGUCGGGCACUGAGCCUCACACCCAGAACCUCGCAGGGACACGUCCUCCCUGUCAGUUUCAGCUGGUAUCCUGCUCCCCACAGGCCUGGGGGUGGGAAAAAGUCUAGAGUGUGAGCCACCCCUUCCAUGGCCUCAGUGUCCCCAGCUGUCAGAGGGAUGAGAUGACAGCGGGCCCACCCCUAGGUUGUCAUGCAGACCUAUUGCUGCGUGUGGUGGAGAGGCCGUGAGUGUUCCUGUGUGCUUCCUUCCCCCACCCUCCUGGGGGAGUCUGCAGGGCCCUCCUCGAGAGCCUGGGUGCUUGGGUCCUGGAUCAUUCUGGGAUUGUUUGUAUAUUUCUGCUCCCAAGGGCGCCUGGGGAAGAGCCACUGCGCAUGUUAUCUUUGGUGUUACUCCAGUGUUGAGCAGAGAGCUGGUCAGAGGCAGUGCAUCACAGAGAGAUGUUAAUAAGCGAAUCCUUUGAAUCCCUAAGCGGCAGCAGCUUUCCUGAGGGGCCCGAUGAUGCCAGUGACCUCUCAGGGAAGUCUGUGACAUGGGGACCCACCCUGGGGGAGGAGCUUGUGGGAUGUGGCUUUUCUUUUCAUGACUAAAGUACUUUGAGUUGUUUGAAAUCACCUAUCUCAGCAUCAAGAUGGUUUUCUCCCUUUUUUAAGUUUUUAUUUUAACUGAACAUUUUAGAAAAACACCCCAAGGAUAAAAACUCGACUAAAUGGCAGUGUAAAUGCCACACCUUUUGUCAGCGUUCUGGGAGAAAUUGACCCUCAGAGCCGGGUGCAGUGGCUCACGCCUGUAAUCCCAGCACUUUGGGAGGCUGAGGCGGGUGGAUCACAAGGUCAGGAGUUCAAGACCAGCCUAACCAACAUGGUGAAACCCCGUCUCUACUAAACAUACAAAAAUUAGCCAGGCAGGGUAGCGCACGCCUGUAAUCCCAGCUACUCAGGAGGCUGAGGCAGGAGAAUCCCUUGAACCCGGGAGGCGGAGGUUGCAGUGAGCCGAGAUAGUGCCACUGCACUCCAGCCUGGCGACAGAGCAAGACUCCAUCUCAAAAAAAAAAAAAAAAAAACGAAAAAGAAAA
This is a messenger RNA of Symphalangus syndactylus (siamang), 8503 nucleotides long. It is a transcript of the gene EPS15L1, whose product is annotated as epidermal growth factor receptor pathway substrate 15 like 1. Gene Ontology annotation, cellular component: plasma membrane; cytoplasm; clathrin coat of coated pit. NCBI's taxonomy places the organism in Eukaryota, Metazoa, Chordata, Mammalia, Primates, Hylobatidae. Gene Ontology annotation, molecular function: calcium ion binding; cadherin binding. The record is from RefSeq and is a predicted model, not a curated record. Gene Ontology annotation, biological process: endosomal transport; endocytosis.